Molecule: messenger RNA, 1578 nt
Organism: Aspergillus fijiensis CBS 313.89
Lineage: Eukaryota; Fungi; Ascomycota; Eurotiomycetes; Eurotiales; Aspergillaceae
Product: 25S rRNA (uracil2843-N3)-methyltransferase
Exons: 3
Coding region: 34-1578 (514 amino acids)
Source: RefSeq, a predicted model, not a curated record
AUAAAAAAAAACCGAUCGAGACCAUCACGAGACAUGGGCCCCUCCAAAAAGGCCGCGAAAUCCUCCUCCCAGAGUCAGAGUCGCGGCGGCAGCAGAAAUGAACCCAAAAAAUCGUCGAGGGGUACAACUACUAUUCGGGGCAAGCACCAGCACCGGCCGCACAAUCAUGGUGCUGAAUCGGCCGCCGCGAAUCAGAUCGAUCUCUCCGCGACCAUCCCGCUGACCCUCCAGCAACUGCUCCUGAACGUUUUCAAGGCGGCCUUGCUCACGCAUCGAGUGCCUAGCAGCAUUAGCAGCAGCAGCAGUCGCUCUGAGAAACGCGAUGGCGAUGGCGAGGGUGAGGGUGAGGGUGACGAGGCUGAGCAACAGCAGCAGCAGCAGCCCCAACUGGACAUCAAAGGCCUCAUCCAGACCAUCAAGUCGCAUCUGUACAAUCGGGACUUCGACUCGGCGUUUACGGACGCCGAUGAGGAGCUCCUGCGUGCGUAUGCUCUGCGCUGGAGCUCGUCGCGCGCGUUGGGCUAUGCGGGCAUCUUUAGGGCUUUGUUGGGGGUGCUGUUGAAGCGUGAGGGUCGGUUUGCUGGCGCUACUACUUCGGCGGUUGAUGGUGAUGAUGCGGAGGAGGGGGAGGAGGGGGUUAGCGGUCAUGUGGUUUGUAUUGGUGGCGGCGCGGGGGCUGAGAUCGUUGCCCUUGCAGCUGCUUGGAGGGAUUGGAGUGAUGUUUUUGGGGAUGGUAGGAUGAGGAAGAGGAGGCAGCUGGCUGCACGAACCCUCGCUGCUGCUGUGGAUGAUCUCUCUUUGCACGAGACGAAUGGACCGGAGGCUCAGGCUACUGCCACGGUCGAGGAUUCGUCGACACCCGAUGGACGACAACAACAACAACAACAACACCAACAACGCCACCGGCUCUCCGUCACAGCCAUCGACAUCGCGGACUGGUCGCCCAUCGUCGACCGACUGGUCUCCACCAUCCGGUCUCCCGCCGUCGCGGGGUCGGACGCGCAUCCCGCUCCUUUGUAUCGAGACGCGGGGCUCAGCAUUGGCCCGGACGCGCAGAACGACAGUGCACGGACAUCGAGCAGCAGCUUCCAGGUGGGCUUCCAGAAGCUGGACGUCCUUUCGGCCUCGGAGAAGGAGCUGCGGAGGCUGGUACAGCCGGACACUGCCAGCGGCCCCGUCCUGGUGACGCUGAUGUUCACGCUGAACGAGCUGUUUUCGACCUCCAUGGCCAAAGCCACGGGCUUUCUGCUGCGGCUCACGGACAUGCUGCGGCCGGGUGCGGUGCUGCUCGUGGUCGACAGCCCCGGUAGCUAUUCUACGUUGAAACUCGGGAAGAACAGCGCCGGUGGCUCGGGCGAGUCGACGAGUAGCAGCACGUCGGAGCGACAGUAUCCGAUGAAAUUCCUGCUGGAUCAUGCGCUGCUCUCCGUCGCGGCAGGGAAGUGGGAUCGGCUGUUCUCGCAGGACUCGCGCUGGUGGAGGCGCGAUGCGGCGCGGCUGCGGUAUGGUGUGGGGGAUGCGGCGGGCUUGGAGGAUAUGAGGUUUCAGGUGCAUAUCUAUCGCCGCUUGGCGGAUUGA